Pleurotus ostreatus (oyster mushroom) is the source of this 1176-nucleotide messenger RNA. RefSeq lists its product as uncharacterized. Lineage: Eukaryota; Fungi; Basidiomycota; Agaricomycetes; Agaricales; Pleurotaceae. Bases 1 to 1176 code for a protein of 391 amino acids. The record is from RefSeq and is a predicted model, not a curated record. The transcript has a single exon.
AUGCGGCUUGCUGACGACGAAGAGGCUACGGUGGCUGGCAUCCGUUCUUGGCUCUGUCGGUCAGAUCCUUUGGCAUUCGUGUUGACGAUACGCGCUAGAGACAACUGCGUGCGAAUACCCCGCCCAUGUUUAUGUCAAUUCUCCGAGUUGAUCGUGGCCUAUGCUCAUCGAUGGAGGCACCUACAGCUACAUCUUCCAGGGGAUUGGUUCGACUGGAUAUCAUUCACUGGCGGGCGAUUCGCAUCACUCUCAUCCCUGAGUCUCCAUUCCUCGUCGUUCAGCGCCAGUCACUCUUCCAUCCUGGACAUGGAAUGGCAGACGCUCCCUCCCUUGCGCCAAAUCACAGUGGCUGGCUUGAUGUUCGACCCUUCAAGUCUGUGUAUUGACUAUGCACAGAUCACAGAGCUCGUCAUAUUGCCGCAGCACACGUUGGAGGAGGGUAUAUUGUUCACUCUAGAUGAUGUCUUGAAUAUUAUGUCCCAAACUAGUCGACUCACCAAACUCGCCUGCUUGGUAGACGACAGACUGCUCAGGUGGAAGACGGAGGUAUUGUCGAACGUGGAGGAACUCGACCUCUGUUUCAAGGACUGUGGCGCCAAUUGGAAUAACCCCAAUCGGCAGGCCAACAGGAUGCGUCGGCUUGAUCGCUUCUUCUCACUGCUUCGCAACCCAAAUACGCGUAGCCUCAGUAUUGGGUAUUCGUCUAAUACUCACCUUGCGACAACACCAUGGCCACACGACUCCUUCCUCAGUUACCUCAGUAACUCGUCUUCCAAUCUCGAAUCGUUGACCCUAAAGUAUCUGCCUGUCGUGGAGACGCAAAUCAUCCAGUACCUCCAACGGGCGCCGGCUCUCACCCACCUGACCGUUGAAGUCCAGCCGACGACGGGUUCUCAACGGGCUGUUGGGGAUCUGCUCAUGGCAGCACUGACCUUCAUGGAUUGGAGGUGUCCUCUCGUCCCCCGCCUCGAAUCUCUCGAUUUUCGCAAUUGUGGAAGGCGAUGCUCCGAAGCCGCCGUAUCGUUCAUGAUAGAAACACGAAACGUCCACAACCUUGUUGCAAAAUUGAAAACAAUCAAGUACAGCGCAUCAAGAACGCCACAUUCCCUUAUGACGAAACUGGAAGAGUUGUUGCAGAGGGGCUUUCGCAUUGAUGUAGAAGUCGUAGUGCAGUGA